This is a messenger RNA of Syngnathus acus (greater pipefish), 4964 nucleotides long. It is a transcript of the gene pskh1, whose product is annotated as protein serine kinase H1. The transcript has 4 exons. Lineage: Eukaryota; Metazoa; Chordata; Actinopteri; Syngnathiformes; Syngnathidae. The record is from RefSeq and is a predicted model, not a curated record. Bases 885 to 2189 code for a protein of 434 amino acids. Gene Ontology annotation, molecular function: ATP binding; protein kinase activity. Gene Ontology annotation, biological process: protein phosphorylation.
CAAGAGGAGGUGGUCCUGCUCGACAAACACCGACCAGAAAAACAUCCGACGAGGAAAGUUCGCGAGGUCUAAUGAUAAACUUAAAACUUGACAACGUUCGCGAAGGACACUACUAAAGGCCAAUUUUAGCCGAACCUUUGUUCUCACAGGGUUGAGGAGUUUUGAAACUUUUACCUUGAAGAUAUCUUUUUGGGGAAAAAAAAGUUUGCGAGUUGAAAAUGGAGAGGCCAGCUGAGUGAUAGUGGGGUGAGGAGGCUGGAUUUGGCAAAUUUGGGAGUCCUGCCCUGUUGCUAGCCUGCUAGUUAGCAUGCUCAGCUUCGCUAUCCCCAUUCAGCACGAAUAAGAGUUCCCAUCUUCACUCUGACAGCUUUUGCCUUGGAAGAUAAUGAUACAUUGCUACCUUAACCAAUGGAGUAAAUUAUUGCAUACUUUCAGUGGAGACGCUUAGCAAAGUAUCUGCUUGAUGUUUGAUGUCCCAGGGCUUUCCACCCUUCUAUUGUCAGUGGAUUUUGUGCCCCAAGUAACCCAUGCAAUUUGAUCUGAAGUUUUCAAAGUAUUAUCUUGUCUGACAUGAAGGUCAGGUCUAAUCUUCAGUCACAAUGGCUGAUUUAAAUUGUGACAUGGAGUAAUAACAUCUGCUGGAGGAAGGAGACAGCCAACAUGUUUGUUUUACUGCAGUAAUGACGUUUUGCAUUAGUGGAUGGAUCGGAUGCAUACAAGAUCAGUGACUGCUGAUGCCAGCUGAUCGGGACUCCGGCUCGAUUCAUGAACCCUCAGUCUGAGUCGAGGCACAGCUUGGGCGACGUUGAGUCGGCUGAUGCUGUAAUGAAGCAGGGCUCCUGGUGGCCUGCGUGGCUGGCUGGGCUGAGUCCCCGAGUUAUGUGAUGGGGUGCAGGAAUACUAAGGUCCUCCCUGAGCCUCCAGGGGAUGUUCAGUUGGACCUGGUCAAAAAGGUGGAUCCACCCCGUCAAACAGACAUCUACAAGCACUUCAUUCGAGGAGAUGGUACGGCUAGCAAGGUUGAUGAGGCUGGUGGUGGGGGAGGUGACAAGACAGGUUCCAUCUCCCCACCGCUUCCUCAGGGACAAGCUUCCACUCCUGUUGCCUCCGCACAAAUCUCUAAAAACCCAUCUGAGGUGUCAGACCCUCAGCGAAAAAAGGUGGCCAAAUACCGAGCCAAGUUUGACCCACGAGUCACAGCCAAGUACGACAUCAAAGCUUUGAUAGGUCGAGGGAGUUUUAGCCGGGUUGUACGUGUGGAGCACAAGAGCACUCGGCAGCCGUACGCCAUAAAGAUGAUUGAGACCCGGUACAGGGAGGGAAGGGAAGUUUGCGAGUCCGAGCUGUGCGUUCUUCGAAGGGUUCGCCACACCAAUAUAAUCCAGCUAAUGGAGGUCUUUGAGACGGCCGAGCGAGUUUACAUGGUGAUGGAGCUGGCCACCGGAGGGGAGCUGUUUGACCGCAUCAUUGCUCGCGGCUCUUUUACGGAGCGAGAUGCCACCCGGGUGCUGCAGAUGGUGCUGGACGGCGUCAAGUAUCUCCACACUUUGGGGAUCACGCACCGAGACCUGAAGCCCGAAAAUCUGCUGUACUACCACCCUGGCGCCGACUCCAAAAUCAUCAUCACUGACUUUGGUUUGGCCAACAGCAGGAAGAAGGGCGACGAGUGUCUGAUGAAGACCACUUGCGGCACACCUGAGUACAUUGCCCCCGAGAUCCUGGUGAGGAAACCCUACACAAAUGCCGUCGACAUGUGGGCGUUGGGGGUGAUCUCAUACAUCCUGCUGAGCGGAACCAUGCCCUUUGAAGAUGACAACCGUAUGAGGCUAUAUCGGCAGAUCCUCAAGGGGAAGUACAGCUUUUCUGGAGAGCCAUGGCCCAGUGUGUCCAACCUUGCCAAAGACUUUGUGGAGCGGAUUCUAACUGUGGAUCCUAGCGCGCGACUAAAUGCCGGCCAGGCUCUCAAGCACCCUUGGAUCGUCAGCAUGGCUGCUGCCUCUUCCAUGAAGAACCUACAACGCUGUAUAUCUCAGAACCUGCUGAAGCGGGCGUCAUCUCGCUGCCACAGCACUAAGUCGGCCCAGUCCACACGCUCCAGUCGCUCAACCAAAUCCAACAAAGCUCGUCGCGUUCGGGAAAAAGAGCUGCGUGAGUUGAACAGACGCUAUCAGCAGCAGUACAAUGGCUGACACCUAACUUAUUGGGGCGGCUGUUAAAAAGACAUACUGAAGGUAUUCCUGCCCCCUGAAAGAAACUCAGAAAAUGGGUCAAAAGCCUUUGAGAAAGUACCUGCUGCCAGCAUGACUGUAUCAAAAUUAUAAUCCCUGAAUUUGGAAGGACAAACAUUGCGUAGCAUUUUUUUUACGAUGUUUUACCAAAUCAUUGUCAUCUCUCAGUCCAUCUGUUCAUACUUAAGCCCCUAUCCUACUUAACAGGAUGGAGCACUCCUUUCCUUUUGUUCUGUCAUUUCGUGUGUCUUGACAUGUAUUUAUUUAUUACUGUGGACAGUCUCCAUUCAGUUGGUCACUGGAACAAAUGACCUUCCAUGAGGAUCUGUUGAACAGAGAUCUAGGUAAUGAAGUUACUUAAGAGGAGGGUAAACAUUCCCUCACACCCUCAUGACUGAUGACAAUUGCUGUGAAUUUAUGUAGUAUCCGUCUUGGAGAGUGGCCACUGGAGACUUGCAGAAACAUCAAUGCAACAUCAAAAGGCCAACAUCAAGACAUGUUUUGCCUUUAAGAUUGUCUCAUCUUGCCAUAUUUGCUCAGUUUAGCACUAAUAUUUUUUGACUCUCCAAAAGAUUGUGAAUCUGUGAUUUCACCUCCUCCCCACAGUCCUGUUUCAAGUGCCUUAUUUGUAAUUUGUGCUCCUUCCUGCUGCAGUAACUUUGAAUUCUCAAGGUUAUGAGGCCAUUUAACUUGUGUUUUGUCCCUUUAUUAGUCACAGUAUGGAUGAGACAAACUAUGCAAGUUGCACCUGCCAGUUAUACAUUUAGACCACUUUGUUGCAAAAGCAAGAAACUAAAGAAAUGAAAGCAAAGACAAAGACUGCAUGGGGUUGGACUGAAGCUUAUAUUAAAAACUAUAAAUACACGGGGUCCUCAGUUUACGACAUUGAGCCGUUCCUAUGCGGCGAUGUAAACUGAAUUUUGGUGUAAGUCAGAACAGUAAUAAAAUGAAACAGUACAGUAAUUAAAAAAGAGAAAACAAUUCCUUACCUUCAUUCCUGUGGUUGAUGAUAUCACACGCGAGAGAGAGAGAGACGUCGCAACAGUCCAAAAUGACGUAUACCAUGUAUGGGUAACGCGGUUUUCCUCAGUCCACAGCCUCUUUCGUGGAACUAGUUCCCCCACACGUUACGAAUCUUAUGACGCCUUUACGACGCAAAACCGCUUAGGUCGAAAAAAGGCUUCAAAUACAUGAGACGCGUGUCGUAAACACGAAACAACGUAACUUGAGACCGUCGUAAACCGAGGACCCCUGUAUAGGUUUUGUAAUUGUAAAACUGUAAUACUUGGAUUUAUUGCCAAUUCACGAGUGAAGGCAUUCCAUUGUGUUUUUUUGUUUUCUUUUGUCUUUGAUGCCUCUAUGGCCUUCCUAUUCUUAAAUCUGGACAACUGUUGUGACAUCUGCCCCUAAAUUAUGUUGUGUUUUAUGUUAAAAGGUUUACCUUAUCUACUGCCGAGUGCACAAUAAUACGCUCUACUGGUAGCUAGUGCAAGUGAUUACAGAAGUGCAGUGAGGUAUAUACGCCACCGAAAAUGAACAUUGCCCGAGUGCAUCUUUAUAUAUAAUUCAUAUCCAAUAUUUUUAGGUAGUGAAAACUCAAGUAAAACCAGAUAAUUAAGAGCCAUUAUUCAUUGAAGAAAAAAAAAAAUCCCAAACUAUUUUUAUGCAUAUGUAACACUUCCAAGGGCACCGGGGAUACAACAAUACUCCAACUCCUCUUUCUUUAAAAAGAAAUUAUUAUUACAUGUGAUUUUAUGCUGAAUAGAAAACAAAUGAAAAGUAAUAUUUUGUAAUUCAUCUGUUUACUAUUUGUUUAAGUUUAAUUGAAUGUCUGGAAAUUUAAUAUUAAACCUAGAAAGCUGUUACAUUUGACAGAAAUUAUUUGAACACAUCAUUUUUUACUGUUAAACUUUAAUAUGAUUUAAUGUGUAGUCUGACAUGUUUCCCAAAUGAGAAAUUUUGUUAUUUUGUUUAUUUUCGCAAAGCACUUCGUGGAGAAAGUUAACUGAUUUUUGUACAAGCAGUUUCAUUCCUUGAUGUCUAUCAGUUAUUUUUUUUUUUUUUUUAAUGAUUUGCUACAAUUUCAUUAAUGAAAAUGUUGCUGUGAUCUACAAAGAAUUAGAAAGGCUGUUGUGAAUUUUUCUUUAACAUACUGGAACUUAGCUGAGCCAUUUUAGCUGACCUCAGUAUUUCUGUAAAUCUUUGGUUCCUUGCGUUUCCAAGCAUUCUCAUUCUAUUGCUGUUAUUUGCAUUUUUCCUAUACACACCAAGUUGUGCUAUCCUGUGAAAUCUGUUCUGAAUCUUUUUGCCUUCUUGUCUCUAUAAUACAGUAAUUGAGGCUAUCAUAGGUACUGAUAUCAAUACACUCGGUCGACAUAGAGGCAGCUUGUUGAUGCCUCAUUUUGCAGGUACUGCACCUCAUGAUAGAAGAACUUCACAAAACAUGUCCAUCAGGUCUUACAAGAUUGAUUUCUCACAGAAUAUAACAAUUCACAACUAGAAAUCAUUUGAAUUCUUGAGUUGGUUAUCUACAUUGAAUACAUGAGAACAUGUAUGCUGUUUGAAUAAAUAAAUGUGUUCGUCUUGCAAAAAUGUCAACACAACAGUACUUUUUUCAAUGUUGUCAUUCUGAGUUGGUGUAAAUGACAAUGCCCUAAAUGAAGUAGACAGCACUUACCGAAAAGCAUUCAUUUUUUAUAUGAUGUAUAAAUAAGCGAUAAAGUGUUGAUUCUUCUA